Aspergillus eucalypticola CBS 122712 is the source of this 1910-nucleotide messenger RNA. RefSeq names its product putative neutral amino acid permease. The transcript is spliced from 6 exons. Lineage: Eukaryota; Fungi; Ascomycota; Eurotiomycetes; Eurotiales; Aspergillaceae. Gene Ontology annotation, molecular function: amino acid transmembrane transporter activity. The record is from RefSeq and is a predicted model, not a curated record. Gene Ontology annotation, biological process: amino acid transmembrane transport. Bases 333 to 1817 code for a protein of 494 amino acids. Gene Ontology annotation, cellular component: vacuolar membrane; plasma membrane.
UCGCAAACCCCCCUGGUCUUGUAGUGUCGAUCUGCCUCACGGUUAUCUCCAAUCCUUCCUCCGUUCUUCCUUUUCGCUCUUCUCUCACCUUCCGUCACUCGCCUCGUUAAUUCUCUUUCACUCGUUGCCGGUCUUCGCUCAGGCAAUUCCUGAUUACCAUCUGUCACCUCUGAUCAUUCCAGAGCUAUCCUUAAACGAUCUACUUCAGUGAUUUGGAGUCGUCCUAUUUUGUCGCAUCUUAAGGCGCAGUACAUGCAUCCAAAGGCAUUUAGUGUCUCUUCUUCCUUUAGCUUCAUCGCUUCCUACCACCUGCGGCUUGUCCGCUCGAUAAAAUGGCGGAGUCCAACACUUUCAAGCCCGUCGUUUCCCGUCGGUCGUCUGUCUCCGACAAUGCCAGUGCAGCAGAUAAGUUGAAUCAGAUGGAUCUAGAAAACCAGAAACAGCAGGUGGGCUCCGGCUCAGACACGGAGGGGGAAAUCGGUCGUCAGAUUGAAAUGGAGUCGGAGAAUUCAAUUAAAUACCGUACCUGUAGCUGGCAGAAGACGGCCGCUCUCCUGUUCUCCGAGUAUAUCUGUCUGGCUAUCAUGUCGUUUCCAUGGUCCUAUUCCGUUCUCGGAUUGGUCCCGGGGUUGAUCCUCACCGUCGUCAUCGCCAUGAUUGUGCUUUAUACUUCGCUGGUCAUUUGGAAGUUUUGUCUGCGACACCCACAUGUCCGUGACGUGUGCGACAUCGGCCAAAUGAUCUUCUGGGACUCCAAAGUUGUGUGGUACCUGACUGCGGUGAUGUUCUUGUUGAACAACAUAUUCAUUCAGGGCUUGCAUUGCUUGGUCGGCGCCGAGUACCUCAAUACCAUCAGUGGUCAUGGAGCCUGCACCAUCGUGUUCUCACUGGUCACGGCGAUUAUCUCGCUGAUCUGCUCACUUCCACGCACCUUUAGCGCCCUAUCCAAGGUGGCAACCCUGUCGGCAUUUACCACAUUCAUCUCCGUCAUGUUAGCCCUCAUCUUCUCCGCCAUCGAGGACCAUCCCGCGGGCUAUACCCCGGAGAUGGGAGACCCCAUUGUGAAAGCGAUCCCUGUGCCCGGAACGACCUUUGUCUCAGGAAUGAGCGCCUUUCUCAAUAUCAGCUAUACCUUCAUCGGUCAGAUCACGCUGCCAAGUUUUAUCGCAGAGAUGAAGGAGCCCAAGGACUUCUGGAAGUCUGUCACCGCCGUCACCAUUGCCGAGGUCAUCGUGUUCAGUUUGGUCGGCUCUAUCGUGUACGCCUACACCGGUAACCAGUACAUCACGUCGCCGGCAUUCGGCUCUCUGGGUAACGAGGUAUACAAGAAGGUGUCCUUCUCGUUCAUGAUUCCGACGUUGAUUUUCCUCGGCGUGCUGUAUGCCUCCGUGUCAGCGCGUUUCAUCUUCUUCCGCUUGUUCGAUGGCACCCGUCACAAGGGUAACCACACCGUACUUGGAUGGGCCGCCUGGACCGGUAUCCUCACCAUCCUUUGGAUCCUCGCCUUCGUCAUCGCCGAGGUGAUUCCCUUCUUUUCCGACCUGGAGUCAAUCAUGAGCUCCCUCUUCGAUUCAUUCUUCGGCUUCAUCUUCUGGGGUACAGCCUACCUGCGCAUGCGCCGGGAGGACUAUGGACCCAAUUUCUACAAGAACCGUGGUAUCCGCGGCUGGCUGGGCGCGAUUCUCAAUGUUACUCUUAUCAUCGCUGGUUUCUUUUUCUUAGGACCAGGAACUUAUGCAUCCAUUGAAAGCGUCAUUAUCAGCUACCGAGAAGGAACCGUCGGCACUCCUUUCUCCUGCGCCAACACGGGACUGUAGAUACAACCAACCAUCUGAGAUGAAAACCAAAGAGCAAACGAACCGGAGACGAAAUAGCUCCAGGGCUGGCACCACCGACAAAAAUAGGGAAAU